UGGACCGAACUAUUGUCUAUCAAUACGGGCUUGAUUUUUGGCCCGCUGAGUCGACUCGCGAGUAUUAUAUCCUACAUAAGAAGUUGCCGCCCGUAUUGAUAGAGAGGAUUGGUUUCAUCAAAUUUAGGGUUUCAUUUUUCAUUUUCCAUGUUCCCUUCAAUAUCUUCCCCAAUUCUUUCUGAAAAUCCGCCAAUUUAGGGUUUUUUUCGCGGUGUCAGCUCCUUUUUCAUCUAGGGUUUCUCUCGUACUAUUAUUGCUGUAAUUUUCUUUCAAUUAUGAUUAUAUUUUAUCAAUUCUCCUGCCUUUUUGUUCAUUCAAUUUCUCAAAAUCUCCGUGCUUUUGGUCCUGGUUUGAAUCCUGUUGCACCUUACGGCAUGGGCAACCAUUCUUUUGGUUCCCGUUAAAUUUCUUUUUUUCAUUUUGAAAUUUGAUAUUUUAGUUUCGUUGUCUGAAGAAAAUAUUGUCUUCUGUUUUCUCGGAUUGUUUAGUUUGUACCGUUUUUUUUCUUUUUUUUUCUUUUUGCUGAAACUAAAGCUUGGUUUAUAAGACCCUGGAUGGAAAUGAUGCUGAGUGAACCGCUAGAUCGUUCACUUCGGCGAAACUUGUCGUUUAGACGUUCUUUUAAAUCUGCUGUUGGUAGGGAUGAUAGAGGUUGGACUUUGCUUCACAUUGGUGCUCGAAAAGGUGAUCUAAAGGAGUCUCCUCGUAUCUUUCUUCUUCCUUGUAUUAACUGGGGUAUUUGGGAACCAGCUGUUGUUCUUAAUGGGGAUUGGAUAUACAAAUCCAACAUAUGCUGCUGUUGUUCAACCUGCAAUCCCUGUGUUUACUUUUGUUUUAGUAGCUUUCAUGGGCACCGAAAAAGUGAAUCUGAUGAAAAUUGGAGGUCAACUCAAGGUUGGGGGCACAAUAGUAUGUGUUUCUGGAGCUAUACUAAUGGUUUUGUUCAAGGGACCAUCUAUAUUUGGAGAGGAUGUCACUGAAUUGUUGCACGGAGCAGCGACGGCGAAUGAUUUAAUUGCCGGGGCACAACCAGAACCUGCUGGAGGGUUGAUUUCGGGUUUGUUGGGUAUUGGUCUUACCAAGUUUCACAUUGGGAUGCUCUGCUUGAUUGGGAACUGCUUUUGUAUGGCUGUUUAUCUAUCCUUCCAGAAUUUCCUGAAUGACGAGAACACAGAAUGGAACAGGAGAGUGGAUGGAGACAUCUGUUGUAUACUUGAGAGCAGCAGGUGGUAUUCGCGUUCAAUUGGGGGAGGCAUUUCUAUGGGAAUUCGAAUAGGAGGAAGAUAAGAAGUUUUGGAGGUAAUUAAAGGAGAUCUGUGGCAUGAAAAUAAAUGGGUUCUUGCAUUUGAAUGAACAUGGAAUUUGGUGUUUGUGUGGUGAAAAUUGUGUUAGAAGGCAGCAGAGAAGUGAGAGUUUUGUGGUUAUGUUGAUGAAUAAGAAGAUGGGUUGCUCUAAUUGAGUUUGAAACCAUAAGACUUGUUGAUUUCAGAAGGAUGUUUGAUUGAUUGUUAGUGCAGAGAAAGAUAGCGUUCGCUGCAGAAAGGGUGGUUCAUGUCGAAUACAAGCUGAGAAAGGGGUUUCAAUUGUGGUUGUUAUGAAUUUAUUACAGAAUUAGAGUGAAAUGGUUGUUGUGGAGGUUGAGAUCGAUGGGAUCUGUGUUGCGGAGGUUGAGAUUCAGAAGAGGUUGUGUAAUUUAAGAACCAAAAUUGAGACAGAGAUGAAGAAGUGGAAGUUGGGUUUCAAUUGAAUUGAGAGAUCGAAAAGGUGUUGGUUGUUUGACCUUGAAGUUAAGAGAAGGAUGUGCUGUAAGAGAGCUGUAAUGAUGUUGAUGUGAAAUAGGUGAUGGUAGAAUUGAUUUGAGUCCGUUGUUGUUGUUCCGAGCAGUAUCUGAGAGAGGGUUAUGUUGCUCAGAAAUGUGGAGAGCUGAUGGUUUGAGAGAGAGAAUGGUUGUUACAGAGGAGCUGGAGGCACUUGUGGAACUGGAGAGUGGUUGAGGUACUGUGUUAAUUGAAUGAGUGCAGUUUAUAGUGAAUUGGUGGGUAAGUUUGAUGGCUGAAGGGAUGAGCAGGUGGAGUUGUUGAUGCAGUGCUGCAGGAGUUGCUGCUGUGUGCAUCACCGAUUUCAGCUAAAAUUGCAGGUAUAUUGCAGCUGCAGGAAUUGAUAUUAAAAGGCUGGUUGAUGUUGGAGUUGUGCUGCAGAGAAGUCACAACCGGUGGUAAAUGGGUUUGUGUGUUGCGUCAGAGAAUGUCAGAUCUAAGAACAUGGAACAAGCAAGAAUUGGCUUUUGUUGUUACAGGAAAGUCUGUGGAGAAUAGUUGUCUUGUGUUAUUGAAUUGAGUAGGAAGACAGAGAUUAUCGUGCUGGGAUGGUCGAAAGAACAGAAGCAGUUGAAGUGCUGCAAUGUACAAGUAGUAGCAGGUGGUGUUGCUAGGUGUAGCUGGGAGAACAAAUGGUGCUAUGAGUCUGAGAUGGAAUUGCAGGGAGCAGGUGUUAGCAGUGAUGUUGCUAGGUGUAGCUGGGAGAACAAAUGACAGGGAAAUGGUCGUGAUUACAGUACAUACAUGGGUUGAACUGAAACCGUUCCCCGAUUUAAAUCAGUGACACGGACUCAAAUCAUCGAUUCAAAGGACUUCAAAGGAGGAAUUGAGCUAAAUGAAUGAUAUAACAUUAAAUCAGUGAUACAAAGGAUUUUUAGGUCUUUUUAGUUACACCUAACGGUGCUAACUUUCCAUCCAUCACUUUUGGUCAAAACUUGCCUACUCUAGCAAUAAAUAAAAAAAUAGCCUAGAUUUGAAAAGCACCAAAAAUAGAGGCCUAUUUUUAUAAAAAGUCCUAUUCUUUUUCUCUUGAAGCAUGCUUGUACAUUCUAUUUCUUGUAAACUAGAUUGUGGAAACCCGCAAUGUGCAUGCAAAGAUAAAAAUGUUGGCAGGGGUA
Molecule: messenger RNA, 2935 nt
Organism: Papaver somniferum (opium poppy)
Lineage: Eukaryota; Viridiplantae; Streptophyta; Magnoliopsida; Ranunculales; Papaveraceae
Product: phytochrome-interacting ankyrin-repeat protein 2-like
Exons: 5
Coding region: 763-1287 (174 amino acids)
Cellular component (GO): plasma membrane
Molecular function (GO): transmembrane transporter activity; protein binding
Source: RefSeq, a predicted model, not a curated record